Molecule: messenger RNA, 3999 nt
Organism: Mesocestoides corti
Lineage: Eukaryota; Metazoa; Platyhelminthes; Cestoda; Cyclophyllidea; Mesocestoididae
Source: the annotation of a GenBank genome assembly
AUGGGUGUUGUAGGGUUGUCGUCUCACAUCCGCAGAGACUUUAGUAGCUUCCGAACAACAAGGCUGCAUAACUCAUUUAUUGUAUUUGAUGGGUUUAAUAUGAUAAAUCACCUCUACAUAAAUUCAGGGAUCCUAACACAAUAUAAUGGAGAGUACAUGGCUUUCGAUGUUGCUACAGAAGGGUUUAUAUUGAAGCUUCGUCAGUGUAAUCUCGAACCUAUUUUUGUUUUCGACGGCAUUCAUGAGGUAUAUUACCUCCGAAUUAGUGUUCAACCACCGCUUGUAUCUACCUCAUUUCUAAGUAUCCUUGACCGUCUUGGGGUGUUUCACAUCACCGUUGAUUUUGAAGCAGAUCAACUGGCAGCUGCCCUUGCUAUCCAUUUGGGUGCUCCAUUAGUUUCCAAUGACUCGGAUUUUUUUAUAUUUGCCCCAUAUUGGGCCAGCUACGGUGGCCUGAUUUUUAUUCCCACUGACCUUUGUGAUUUUGAAACUACUCACGCCUUCGAUGGAGGCCAUUAUCUUGAAGCACAGAUGUUUGUUGCAAAAGAGGGUCGGACCUUCCGAAAUUUGGCCCCAAUUCAGCUUCCCUUGUUCGCUGUUCUUUGUGGUAACGACUACACCCCGCCUGGAUAUUUUAACUCUCGUCUCCCAGGAUCGGCUCCUCAGCAACCCUUUGUUAGACCAACGGGUCAAGCCGCAUCCAAACCAGCUGUUUUUUCCCGUAACGCAGAAAAGUUCCGACGUCUAGGCGAUUGGCUAUCAGGAUUCGGAGAUGACAUCGUGGAGCCCGUGGACAGAAUCAUUUCCAGGUUUCCGAUAGCGGAGAGGCCUCAAGCUGCUCAUUACCUACACACUGGGCUAGCCUCCUAUUACGUCCCCAUGGAUCAGCUUACGCCAUACCUGGAGUACCUAUUUGGUAGAGAACCUCCAUCGUGUAGUGUGACGCAGGUAGUGCCACAUGAUUUACAUCCCUCAAGUCAGCAAUACGGGCUUCGCGCACUGCAAAUUUUAGCAGAAGGCAUUCCUGGUCCACAACUGACCACAGGCUGGUCUCCUCGUCUAACAAAUUUUUUUCGCCAAAGACGGAUAAUGCCCGCUUAUUGUGAUGCGAUCUACUCAUUUGGGAUCAUGAUGGGUUCAGGAGUAGAAGACGUCCAAAACCGUGAAUCUAACCACCUGUGUUCAUUGCCACUUCGUCAACUCUUUGUUGGACUCCUACUGGGUGCAAGCACUGCUGACAGACGUACCUUGCCAGGCGUUAACGGUCCGUCUCACCGUCCAUUCUUUUGUGAGUAUAGACGCGUCGGUUGCUCCCGUAUCGAAAAGCACCGAGUCAACUUCGAGCGACAAAGCUUGCGUGGUUCCAGGGCGUUUGUGUUUCUGCAACAAAAGCUAUGCCUUCCAGAUCGACCACCAGUUAUUCCAGCGUGGCUACAUGGACUCGCUUGCAUCCUGUUUCUCUGGGCGCGAUUUGAUGCGCGUCCAGAAACUGCAAGACUGUGUUGUUCUCCUAUCGCCUUGGCUGUGUGCGCCUGUGCGAUCGCUGCUCAGAUUCGUCUGCUUGGUGGUGGUAGUGGUGACAAUGCAGUUCGAGUGGCGAUGGUGCGCAAUUUUUGGUCGUUGCGUCCAUCGAAUGUGACGGAGCCUCUCAACUUCAGUUUUCUGCAUGCCCUCGCUCAACUGCAAUCUGUACACUACGGCUUAGCGACCCUUGUUUCGUUGGUGGACGCGUUGGCAACUGGAGACGACAAAUGUGGAGUGGAGGUGUUGCCACCACAGGUGGUGUUUCCUUCUGGACGACUGGCCCAUCACAUUGCAUGUCAGCUGUCGAAAGUUGCAGCUGCCGAGAGAUUGCGGACUGUUGUUACAGACUGGCUUCCACGUCUUGUGGGGAAAGUUGAAACUCGACUCUUAGAACAAGUGACCUCGAUGUAUUCUGGCUUAAUGAAAUUUGUUGAUAGCUUGAUAGCUGCAACUCCACCCGCUGCUUUCCGCGCCUUUCAGCGACCACAGAACAAUGAGCAGCAUAUUUCUAAUCACUCCGAACCGUCCUCUAACGCUUUUUAUAGAGAAACAGACCAGUCACAAGCCAGUACCAGCGGUCGAAGCAGUGCAUCUCGCGCCAAACGUCCCAUGUCAGGCGUAGACUCCACUUCGUCGAGACUCGAAGAUGCUAUGUCCAAGAUGAGAACAAUUUUGAAUCGGAACCGUGACCGCUUAAUCACCUGCUUCAAUCUUCAGACGGCUGCCACUGACUUACCAUUACAAGACGGUGGUUUCAGAGAUUUUCGGAUGAGUCUGCUGCCACCUCUCGCAUAUCCGUCUUUUCUGAGCACUCUUGACCGCCUUGGAGUGCUUCACAUUGCCGCCGACUUCGAGGCAGAUCGGGUUGCGGCCGCCCUUGCCAUCCACUUAGGUGCUCCACUGGUUUCGAACGACUCGGAUUUUUAUAUAUUCGCCCCAUACUGGGCGAGCAGUGGUGGUCUUACAUACAUUCCUACUGAUCUUUGUGAUUUUGAAACCCCACGAUCCUUCGAUGGGGGCUAUUACCUUGAAGCACAGAUGUUUGUGGCGAGAGAGGGUCGUACGUUCCAGGGGUUAGCACCAAUCCAGCGUCCUCUAUUUGCAGUGCUCUGUGGCAAUGACUACAUUCCAUUCGGGUACUUUGACAAUUAUAUUCCUGAACCUGCUACUCAACAGCAUUUUGUCGAACAUGACGAUCAAGCAGCAUCCAGAUCAGCCGGUCCAUCUCGUAAAUCCGCGAAAUUUCAGCGUGUGGUAGAUUGGCUGUCAGGAUUCGGAGGUGACAUCGUGGAGCCCGUGAACAGAAUCAUAUCUAGAUUUCCGCUAGCGGAGAGGCCUCAAGCUGCACAUAACCUGCACACUGCGCUUGCCUCCUAUUCUGUCCCCAUGGAUCAGCUUACGCCAUACCUGGAGUACCUAUUUGAUGGAAAAACCCCAUCCUGUCGUGUGAGGCAGGUAAUACCACAUGAUUUGCAUCCCUUAAGUCAGACGAAUGGGCUUCGUGCAUUAAAAAUUUUGGUAGAAGGUAAUUCUGACCCACAAUUGUCCGCAGGAUGGUCUCCUCGCCUAACGAAAGCUUUUCGCCAAAGCCAAAUACAGCCCGGUUUUUGUGAUGCGUUGUACUCGUUUGGGAUCGUGAUGACUCCGAGAGUAGAAGACGUCCAAAAUCGCGAAUCUAGCCACUUGUGUUCACUACCACUUCGUCAACUCUUUGUUGGACUCCUACUGGGUGCAAGCACUGCUGACAGACGUACCUUGCCGGGUACUGACGGUCCGUCUCAUCGUCCGUUCUUUUGUGAGUAUAGACGCGUCGGUUGCUCUUGUAUCGAAAAGCACCAAGUCACCUUCAAGCAACAAACCUUGCGUGGUUCUAAGGCAUUUACAUUUCUGCAACAGAAGCUAUGCCUUCCAAAUCGACCACCAGUUAUUCCAGCGUGGCUACAUGGACUCGCUUGCAUCCUGUUUCUGUGGGCGCGGUUUGAUGCACGUCCAGAAACUGCAAGACUAUGCUAUUCUCCUAUCGCCUUGGCUGUGUGCGCCUGUGCGAUCGCUGCUCAGAUGCGUAUGCUUGGCGGUGGUAGUGGUGACAAUGGAGUUCGAGUGGCGAUGGUGCGUCAUUUUCGGUCGUUGCGUCCAUCGAAUGUGACGGAGCCUCUCAACUUCAGUAUUCUACACGCCCUCGCUCAACUGCAAUCUGUACAUUCUGGAUUUGCCACACUUGUUUCGUUGGUGGACGCGUUGGCAACUGGGGACGAUGAAUGUGGAGUGGAGGUGUUGCCACCACAGGUGGUGUUUCCUUCUGGACGACUGGCCCAUCACAUUGCAUGUCAGCUGUCGAAAGUUGCAGCUGCCGAGAGAUUGCGGACUGUUGUUACAGACUGGCUUCCACGUCUUGUGGGGAAAGUUGAAACUCGACUCUUAGAACAAGUGGCGUCCACGUACUCCUUCUUGAUGAGAUUUGUGGAUGACAUUUGA